AUGUUGUAUUGGUCUGUUGGAGAGCAUGAUAAUCAUUACUACACAGCUUUUCUUAAUAUGAAGAAGGACAAAACUGUUUGUUCAUUAUCUAUCUAUCUAUCUAUCUAUCUAUCUAUCUAUGGAAAUGUGUCUAUAUAUAUCUACAUCUAUCUCACUGUUUCUAAAUCUUCGAUUUUCUUUCAAUCAUUCCGCCUCACCUGCUAUCCUCUUCCGCCACACUUUUCCUUCCGCCUCACCUGUUAUCCUCUCCCUGCCUUACCUGCCAUCCUCUUCCGCUUACCUGUUAUCCUCUUCCGCCUGACCUUAUCCUCUUCCGCCUAUCCCUCUUCCGCCUCACCUGCUAUCCUCUUCCGCCUAUCCUUUUCCGCCUCACCUGUUAUCCUCUCCCGCCUUACCUGCUAUCCUCUUCCGCCUUCCUGUUAUCCUCUUCCGCCUGACCUCACCUUUCCGCCUUAUCCCCCGCUUCCGCCCUCUUCCGCCUCACUUGCUAUCCUUUUUCCGCCUGCCUGUUAUCCUCUCCCGCCUUACCUCCCUCUUCCGCCUUCCUGCUUCCGCCUUCCGUUAUCCCCCUUCCGCCUCACCUGCUAUCCUUCCGCCUUCCGCCUUACCUGUUAUCCUCUCCCGCCUCCUGCUAUCCUCUUCCGCCUUACCUGUUAUCCUUCCGCCUGA
Acanthosepion pharaonis is the source of this 669-nucleotide messenger RNA. The record is from the annotation of a GenBank genome assembly. NCBI's taxonomy places the organism in Eukaryota, Metazoa, Mollusca, Cephalopoda, Sepiida, Sepiidae.